AUGGACCAGUUUUCUAAAUCUGGCCCUAUGAGCUUUGAAACCACAGCAAUCACUAUCUUCAUCAUCCUUCUAAUUUGCUUCAUUUGCAUCUUCCUUUUAUUGAUGGUUUUUUUAUAUAAAUGUUUCCAAGGCAAGAAAGAUGAAAAGACAGGAAAAACAGAUGGUAACGAUAUUGAAGAUUGUUUAAAUUCUAUUGUGACGAACAAUCCAGGAGAGCAAGAAAAGAUUGUAAUGCAAGUCAUCGACUUGAAAGCGCCAGCAGGGCCUAGCAUUCUUGUCCAGAGACGGAGUAAAGAAGUGGUAGAUGCACCAGUAGAAAACAGAGAAGAGGAGGAGGCAAAAGAGGACAAAAUAAAAGAGACACAAGAGCCUAAGGAUGCUAAUGACACCAAUCAAGAGGGUGAAAAUUUGGAGAAAUCAACCAUACCUGUCACUGGAAAUCCUUCAACUUUUGAUGGCCAAAAAAGACCUUUAAAAGGAGUGACGUUUUCUAAGGAGGUAAUUGUUGUGGAUCUUGGGAAAGAAUACCCUGUACCUCAAACCUGUUCUCGAGAACAUAAAGAGAGAAAAUGA
This is a messenger RNA of Castor canadensis (American beaver), 573 nucleotides long. RefSeq names its product chromosome 12 C2orf74 homolog (gene Dema1). NCBI's taxonomy places the organism in Eukaryota, Metazoa, Chordata, Mammalia, Rodentia, Castoridae. The record is from RefSeq and is a predicted model, not a curated record.